Molecule: messenger RNA, 3960 nt
Organism: Wasmannia auropunctata (little fire ant)
Lineage: Eukaryota; Metazoa; Arthropoda; Insecta; Hymenoptera; Formicidae
Gene: dbo
Product: kelch-like protein diablo
Exons: 5
Coding region: 1-1866 (621 amino acids)
Molecular function (GO): protein binding
Source: RefSeq, a predicted model, not a curated record
AUGGUGUUGCAGAUAGAUUCCGUGUGGGGCUGGGCGUCACCCCCGCUGCGCCUCCAGCUAGCCGGGGGGACCAGGGGUGCCUCGGGGAGAGCGGCUGCGGGCGCCCCAUCCUCACAGAGGAUGGGUGAGAUAGUCGUGGAACGCGCUCCUUCCCCAGCACGUCUCAGUCAUACCUCCGAGAAGCAUCCUCGCGCGACACUAACUGAGCUUAAUGUUCUUCGUCGUCAUAGGGAGCUGUGCGACGUUGUUCUCAAUGUUGGCUCCAGGAAGAUAUUCGCGCAUCGCGUCAUCCUUUCAGCAUGUAGCCCAUACUUCAGGGCAAUGUUUACUGGGGAGCUGGCGGAAUCUAGACAGACUGAAGUAACAAUACGCGAUAUAGAUGAAAUGGCUAUGGAGCUACUCAUAGACUUCUGUUACACUUCUCACAUUAUCGUCGAAGAAGCUAAUGUUCAAACUCUCCUUCCAGCAGCGUGCCUUCUUCAAUUAGCGGAAAUUCAAGAUAUAUGUUGCGAAUUUCUCAAACGCCAAUUAGACCCAUCAAAUUGCUUGGGUAUCCGGGCAUUCGCGGAUACCCACUCGUGCCGUGAACUUUUGCGUAUUGCCGAUAAAUUUACUCAACAUAAUUUUCAAGAGGUAAUGGAGAGCGAAGAAUUUUUGUUGCUACCUGUCGGGCAAUUGGUAGACAUUAUUUCGUCGGAUGAAUUAAACGUACGUACGGAGGAGCAGGUUUUUAGCGCCGUGAUGAAUUGGGUGAAAUACAAUGUCACGGAGAGACGACAACAUCUCGCACAGGUCUUGCAACACGUUCGACUGCCGCUACUCAGCCCAAAAUUUUUAGUCGGCACCGUCGGCUCGGAUCUGUUGGUUCGUUCUGACGACGCUUGCAGAGAUCUCGUGGAUGAGGCAAAGAAUUACCUGCUCUUGCCGCAAGAAAGGCCGUUGAUGCAGGGACCCAGAACAAGACCCAGGAAACCUACGAGACGGGGAGAGGUGUUGUUCGCUGUUGGUGGAUGGUGUUCAGGCGACGCCAUUGCCAGCGUCGAGAGAUUUGAUCCUAACACUGCCGAUUGGAAAAUGGUCGCGCCGAUGAGCAAACGGAGAUGCGGAGUGGGCGUAGCGGUGUUAAAUGACUUGUUAUACGCAGUCGGCGGACACGAUGGACAAAGCUACUUAAACAGCAUCGAGCGAUACGAUCCACAAACGAAUCAGUGGUCUUGCGACGUUGCUCCUACCACUUCCUGCAGAACUAGCGUGGGUGUCGCUGUACUGGAUGGAUUUCUGUACGCAGUUGGCGGUCAAGAUGGUGUACAAUGCCUUAAUCACGUGGAGAGAUACGAUCCUAAAGAAAACAAAUGGUCUAAAGUGUCGCCGAUGACUACCAGAAGGUUGGGAGUGGCAGUUGCAGUGCUCGGAGGUUAUUUAUAUGCCAUCGGCGGGUCUGAUGGACAGUCACCCCUUAAUACGGUAGAAAGAUACGAUCCAAGGCAGAAUAAAUGGUCCCAAGUGUCCCCGAUGUCUACGAGACGUAAACAUCUAGGCUGUGCUGUAUUUAAUAAUCUAAUUUAUGCUGUGGGAGGACGAGACGAUUGUAUGGAGCUCUCCAGCGCGGAACGUUAUAAUCCCCAUACGAAUUCAUGGAGUCCUAUAGUAGCAAUGACGUCUAGGAGAAGUGGAGUGGGUCUAGCGGUAGUAAACGGUCAAUUGUAUGCAGUAGGUGGAUUCGACGGAACUGCGUAUCUGAAAACAAUUGAAGUAUACGAUCCGGAACAGAAUCAAUGGAAGUUAUGCGGUUGUAUGAAUUAUAGGAGGCUUGGCGGAGGCGUGGGAGUGAUGCGAGCUCCACAAACCGAAAAUUACAUUUGGUAGCUCAGGCCCCCCUCUUCAGCCCAAAUGGCUGAAACUCCUUUAACUCCUCUUACACCGGUAACGCCAGUUACGCCUGUAACACCUCCCGCUCCUGUAUCGGUUCCUGUUAUAACUAGUACUAGAAAACGCUACCGCCGAUCGAUGAGCAUUAUAUAGGUAAUGUAUGCAUUUUGUAAAAGACUUUGCCUUUCUCUGAAAUUCCGUGCGAGAAAUUCCAUCGAUCUUCGGUAUUUAAUUUAUUAUCAACUUUGAAAUAUUUCUUCGCUCAAUCCAGCGCACAGAUUACGUUGUAGAAAGGAGAAAUGCGGCUGUUCUAUCGGUUUUGCCGUUGUUUUAUAUUUUUAUUACAUUAUUUUAUGAGAUUCUUCAUCAAAGUUAUUUAUAUUAUUUUGUGUUAUGUAAUAUAUAUGCGAAUUCCAGAUGUUUUAGAUUUAAAUGUCUAUACAUAAAGCAUUCUUAAGGAAAUGCUUCAUAACUGUUGUGUGUACACACAAAGUCUCAAACAGCAUUUUAUUAUAUGAUAAAAAAAAAGAAAGGCAAAAUCUCUUCCCUAACAUUCGCCAGAAACAUAUAUAUGUUUUAAAAAGACAUUUACAGCUUCCAUUCUUCGGUAAAUGAUCGAAAAAUAAAAGCUUAAGUUUUCAGUAGAGUUUUAAUUUAAUUGCAAAGGGUCGUUUUUGUACCCAACAAUUCAAGAAUGUAAUAUAAGACAUAAUUAUUUCUCUCUAUCUCUCUAUCUCUCUCUCACACACUCUCGCUCUUUCUCUCUCUCUGUAAGGAUAGUCUGCUUUACAUAUGUAUAUAUAUCUUCUUUUGUUAUAAGACUGAAUUUCAACCAGAGAAUAUUGAGAUACUGAAUUACUAUUACUGCUAAGUACAGUUCACAUUCUUUCGUAAAGAAAUAUCAAGUUCACAUCAUAUUUUCUAUUGAAGUCUACGAAUAAUUUGUACAUCCAAUUAAUUUGAUGCAUUUAUAUUUAUCGACGAUUUGUGACAAAUGCCAAGAUGCACGCCCAAGAAAAAGCAGCUGUGUAAUACUUGAGAUUAUAAAUGAUUUAAACACGACAUUUGAAAUCGUUUCGUCGCGUUGCUGCAAGAAGACGCCAUUUAAUCAACAUCAUCUGUUACAUACGUUUAAAUCUCUACAGAGGAGUAACGUUAUUGUACAAAAUGGUGAUAGGGAUCAUUGACCAAUAAUCUCAUAAUGUAACUUCGUUGUAAUUAUGUAAUUAAGAAUCAGCAGAAUUGGCUAAGGGCGACCAAUAUUACACUAACAAUAAUAAUUGUUUGCGAUUAAUUUUGGUGAAAAUCAAAUGAUACAUGAGAAUUACUGGGAAGAUGUAUAAAAAAAAGGCAAAAGCGUUUACAAACUGUCGCUGUUACAUGUAUGAGACUGUUGAAGGCAGCAAAGUGCAUGUCUAGCGUAAGGACAUAUUGACGAUGUAAUGUAAUUCUUUCUAAGCAGCCGAUCGCAAGGACAAUUAUUCUGAUUUUCUCGAAUCCUACGAUGGCUCAUUAAUGCAUUUCUCAAUUUACCGCUGGACUAUUCUGGAUAGUCCAUUCAUAUUUAAGUUUUAAACUCGUGAUACCAUAGAGGAGAAAUCGUUGUUCAGUUUAAUCAAAUUAAACAUUACAAUGGUACAAAUUAUCGUAAUCGGUAAACGAAGUUCAAAUAAGUGUUCAAUACCCAUCUUGUUUAAUUAAUUCUCAAGUUGCAGCUACGUCCCAGGAGAAUGUAAUAUUAUUGUUUCCACAAUACUUUGUACACAUAAUAUUAGCGAUUUAAUUUUAACUUCUGUCAAAAGUACGUAAGAGAUCGAAUCUUGUAUUGUACCGAAUUUUAACGCCACGUUUUGCCCAUAAAUAAGAAAUAUUGAAAGUGAUUAUGUUAUCAAUUAGCGCGCGUAGUCAAUCCUGAGUAAAGCACGAAGCGUUAAGCGCAAAAUAUAUAUAUUGUUUUCUCAUCUAAUUAAACGAGAUCAAAAACUUGUUCUGUACAACUGUUCAGUACAAAGGAAGAGUCAUAGGAUUUCUUUCCUGUUCUUUAUCAAUAAAUUAAAGAAAGUGCGCAUUAGAAAUUUGCGCGAACCAUUA